AGAUGCUCUAAAGACACCAAAAUAUAGACAGAAUGACAAAUUGCUAGUGUUUGAUCCAAAGGAAGAAGUGAUGAUUGAACCAAAUGAAACAAUGUCAUGGAAGGAAGUCUCUUCACAAAAUAUUGAAAAUAAAGUUUCUUUAAAGAAUACUGAAAAUAGAGUAUCUUCAAAGAGUCCUGAAAAUAAAGAUACAGAAACAAAUCUGAAAUCUAAGCUAUGGUCUUCUUCCGUCUUAAAAGAAAGCACAGGUGAGGUGGGCAAAAAUGAAGUCAUUGCAAAGCAGGAGAAAAAUAAUGACUAUUGCCUCCAGGAUGUUGAUGAUAAGUUGUCCGAAUCAACAGAUGAUGAUGGUGAAGAUGACACCAAUGAUGAAGAUAAUGAAGACAGUAAGCCAAAUAAGGGCACUCAUGCCCCAUUAGAGUUAAUGGCAGAAUUCCUGAGAGCAGAAAUGAGCCGAGACUACCAUUUGGCUAAAAAAUUAUGUCAGAUGAUCCUAAUCUAUGAACCUGAAAAUCCUGAGGCCAAGGAGUUUUUCUCACUUAUUGAAGAAAUGUUGCUGAAGGAGAAAGCUCGAAAUCUUGAAGACGAUGAUCAAGAGAGUGAAGAAGACAGUAGCAGGGAGAGUGAAGGAGAAAGCACUGAGGAGCUAAGUGAAGAAAGUUCUGAUGAAUGUGAAGACGGGUGAUGCUAGGUGCUGCUGUGGUUUAAUCUUCAUGUACUUUCAUUGCUGUAUAACAUGGAAAUAUAAAAAAAG
Molossus molossus (Pallas's mastiff bat) is the source of this 754-nucleotide messenger RNA. RefSeq names its product glutamate rich 2 (gene ERICH2). Bases 71 to 685 code for a protein of 204 amino acids. NCBI's taxonomy places the organism in Eukaryota, Metazoa, Chordata, Mammalia, Chiroptera, Molossidae. The transcript is spliced from 8 exons. The record is from RefSeq and is a predicted model, not a curated record.